Molecule: messenger RNA, 934 nt
Organism: Hibiscus syriacus
Lineage: Eukaryota; Viridiplantae; Streptophyta; Magnoliopsida; Malvales; Malvaceae
Product: probable ubiquitin-like-specific protease 2A
Exons: 7
Coding region: 83-853 (256 amino acids)
Biological process (GO): proteolysis
Molecular function (GO): cysteine-type peptidase activity
Source: RefSeq, a predicted model, not a curated record
UUCCAUUCAGCUCUUCCCCAGACAAAAUGAUUUACAAAAUUUCCAUCCUUAAUUGAUUCAGGGUUUUCACUCCGUGCCGGAGAUGCCAAAGAGAACGCCAGUUGAGAUACAAGUCAUAGGCGACGGUGAAGAAGAAGAAGAAGAAGAUUCAACUGCGGUAAUCCAUUCCACUGUUUCAGCUUCAGGUCGCUUCUCUCCUAAUAAAAGGUCGAGAAGGAGAAUUAACAACGGGAACACCAGGCAACAAGGGAUGUUAAAUAGCAAUCAGUUUUCAGACUGCUUUGAGAUCAUAUGGAAGAGCUUCUCGGAUGAUCGAAGGGAUUCUUUUACAUAUCUUGAUUGCUUAUGGUUUUCAUGGUACAUGGAUGAAUUGUAUAAAGAAAGGGUGUUGGCAUGGAUCGGUCGAAAACAAAUUUUCUCGAAGAAAUAUGUUUUUGUUCCAAUAGUGCACUGGAGCCAUUGGAAUCUCUUGAUACUCUGCAACUUUGAUGAACCCUUGCAAUCUAAAAAUCAAACAACCUGCAUGUUAUUGCUCGAUUCACUGCAAAUGAGUGGCCCGAGGCGGCUCGAACCUAUGAUAAGGAAGUUUGUCCUGGACAUAUUUGAAGCUGAGAAGAGGCCUGUCACGAAAGAGGCCAUAUCAAAGAUUCCGCUAUUGGUACCGAAGGUUCCCCAACAGAGAAAUGGAGAAGAAUGUGGCAGUUUUGUUCUUUUUUUCAUAAGCUUGUUCAUGGAAAGUGCUCCUGAAAACUUCAGUAUCACUGGUGAAUAUCCUUACUUUCUGAAGGAAGAUUGGUUUUCUCCACAAGACUUGGAUUGCUUCAGCAAGAGGUUUAAACCCAGCACUCUGUGAAAUCAACUUGUAUUCAGUUGAGGCACAUGUAUAUCUUAGACUCUUAUAUCACAAUAACUCGAUAUAUCCCAAAACAUCAUU